AUGGCAAUUCAACAGUCCAGCGGAGGGAUCGAUCGCAGCGUGUACAAUGCUGCAAUAUGUCCUGGAACAGUAAUCAAAAGUUCCCAACUUGAAGCAGCUCUCAACAGUAGUACGCCUGGAAGGGGAAAUACUCUUCUCCAUUUGGCUGCUAGUGUAGGAAAUCUACCUUUCAUUCAACAGCUCUUGCAAUUUAAUCGUGAACUUGUGAAGGCUACAAAUGCCCAAGGAAAUAUUGCGUUGCAUUUGGCUGCUAAGGGAGGUUUCUCCAAAGUUGUAGAGAUUCUACUCGAAUCAAAAGAAAGUGGUGUGGAUGUCUGCAACAAGCUUGGAUAA
This is a messenger RNA of Cryptomeria japonica (Japanese cedar), 333 nucleotides long. Its product is annotated as ankyrin repeat-containing protein ITN1-like. The transcript has a single exon. Bases 1 to 333 code for a protein of 110 amino acids. The record is from RefSeq and is a predicted model, not a curated record. NCBI's taxonomy places the organism in Eukaryota, Viridiplantae, Streptophyta, Pinopsida, Cupressales, Cupressaceae. Gene Ontology annotation, molecular function: protein binding.